This is a messenger RNA of Brassica napus (rape), 711 nucleotides long. Its product is annotated as glutathione S-transferase T3-like. The record is from RefSeq and is a predicted model, not a curated record. Lineage: Eukaryota; Viridiplantae; Streptophyta; Magnoliopsida; Brassicales; Brassicaceae. Bases 1 to 711 code for a protein of 236 amino acids. The transcript has a single exon.
AUGGAUUCAAGGAAUCUUCCUACUCAGUCCUCUAGUUAUGUAGGACUUCAUAACAGUCAACAAGGAAGUGUUCUCCAUGAAAACUUUCCUUAUGAAAGUUAUCAUUCUAGUGUUUAUUUUCCUCCUUUCAGUUCACAACAAUCUGACGCUCCACCUCUACCUGAAGACACACCAGUGGACCGCAAGGAGAGAAGGAAAUGGAGCCCAGCUGAUGACGAGGUUCUAAUCAGUGUGUGGCUAAACACUUCAAAGGAUGCUGUUGUUGGGAAUGAACAAAAAAAAAGGACCUUCUGGAAGCGAGUUGGAGAAUAUUAUGCAGCAAGUCCUCAUGGUAAAGAGGAUGGUGAAAAGAGAGAGCAUCUUCAUUGUAAGCAGAGGUGGCACAAAAUCAAUGAUCUGACUAACAAGUUCUGUGGCGCAUUUGCGGCAGCAGAGCGACAAAUUAGCAGUGGUCAGAAUGACACUAGCGUUCUCAAGAUGGCUCAUGACAUCUUCUACUCUGAUCACAACAUCAAGUUUAACCUUGAGCAUGCGUGGUGUGUGUUGAGGUUUGAACAGAAAUGGUUUAGCCUUAACACUCCUAAAUCCAGUGGCUGUUCAAAGAGGAAAAAUGGUGAGACAUGUUCCCAAACUUCAAGCACCAAUGUUAGUGAUCAUGAGAUCCGACCUAAAGGUGUGAAGGCUGCUAAAUCUAAAAGGAAUACUGCUUAA